Messenger RNA from Fusarium odoratissimum NRRL 54006, 1171 nucleotides. RefSeq lists its product as uncharacterized. NCBI's taxonomy places the organism in Eukaryota, Fungi, Ascomycota, Sordariomycetes, Hypocreales, Nectriaceae. Gene Ontology annotation, cellular component: mitochondrion. The transcript is spliced from 2 exons. Bases 94 to 330 code for a protein of 78 amino acids. The record is from RefSeq and is a predicted model, not a curated record.
CACUCCCGACCCAAUAUUCAAUCUCCUCAGCCUGUGGCGAUCACUGGAUUUCUUUCAGGGUCCUCCAACUCUAUCCAGUAUAUCAACAUCAUCAUGCAUCCUCAUCUUCACACAAAAAACGCUCUCGCGUGCGAAGAGGUCAUCGCUGCUCUCGAACAGUGCCAUAGCCAAGGCUUCAUGCACAAGGCUGUUGGGAGCUGCAAUGACGCCAAAGAGAAGGUCAACGAAUGCUUAAAGAUCGAACGAUCAAAGAUGCAAGCCGAGAAUCGAAAUGCUGCCCGGGCGAAGCGCGACAAAAUCCGGGAGCAACAGCGCGAGUUGGGACUGUGAUUUAGAAACACCUCACGAUACGAUGCCAACGACCCGAAUUCGACACGAAGCGAAUCCAUUGACGAUGGGCUGUAUUCGACCUGUAUACUAGAAAUAUUUGGGCUGGCGUUCUGGGCGAUAAAUUCAUGACAAGGAAGCAUGAGAUUGUGACAGUAUAAGUAUCAAUCAUCAUACGACCCUAUUUCAGUUACCAGGUUGCUCUUAGUCGCCAUGAGGUGCAUGUUCCUAUAUCACGAUUACUUCUUGAAACCAAACUGGUAUUAGGAUGCCGAGAGUUGUGAUCAAGCAAGACGAUAUGUAUUGUGAAUUAUGUACACUAUUAAAAUAUUGUCUAUCUCAUGUUCAUGACUCUUGAAAAGAUGCGUGAAUAUGAAAGGAGGAGGAAGAAAAGGAGAAAUCAACCGAGGGUCGAUGACUCAGUGAAAUCUCUACAGGAGAAAAGCAAGACCAACCAUCAAGAGAAUUGUCAUCAGCAUUCCUUGGAUCGCCUUUACUACGGCCCCUGAGACAAUGACAAUAGGAGCAUCUGGCACAAUCACUGGUGUAUGAGCUGGAGCUGGCCUGCGGUGAAACGUUGGCUUGGGUGCAUCAGGAUAACCGUUUCCUCCCAAAGGCACUGCAGAAGGUUCCGCUUGACCAUGGCUACCCUUGGCUGCAGGGGAAGAGUUCUUGGGCCGAGUCCCCUGAGUAUCCGGCUUAGGCUCGUAAUGUUGAACGCUGUGGGUUUCGUGAGCCGCAUAUUCUCUUGUGGGAGCUGCGACAACUGCACCAGCUGGAAUGUUAAGAGUAAUGGUGUUCUCUCCAUUGUGACCACACCUAUUGCAACCCACCUCGAUAGUCG